GUAAAGAAAUAGUGUGGCGGUUGACAGCACGGUGUCCAGGUUAUUUAGGACUUUGAGGUUGAGUGAGAUGACAGGCAUAUCAUGAGAUUGGACUCCAGAGUCAUGAAGAGCCGAAUAAAACACUUUGUGUGGAAGCACAAGCCAUUUUGGAGACUGUACAUGAGAAAUCUUGUCAUCAUGACUGCCGUCGCAAUGUGUUCCGUCUUCAUCGCCUGUCUUGAUGAAGAUUUCACUUCCAAAGUGAGAGGCUAUGUUUGGAAGAUAGACAUGAAGACCUUGGCUGAGCAGUACAAAGAUGAAUCCUCACUAUACAUAGACAAGACACAUGCUGACCUGCUGUUCCAAAAGGUCAAAGUGCUAUGUUUUAUUCUGACCACGGAAGGAAAACUAGCUGGGAAAGCUCAGAUCGUCAACAAUACAUGGGCAAGGCGAUGUAACAAGGUGUUAUAUGUCUUGUGUACGAAGCACAAGGCGCCAGACCUCCUGUCCACCUGUUCUAUAGGAGAGAGUAAAUAUCACCUGACUGGUAAAGUCCGACAUGCUCUCACGCAUUCCUACGAACACUACAUGCAGAAUUACGACUGGUUUUUAAAGGCAGAUGAUGAUACAUAUGUUAUCAUGGAGAACCUGCGUUAUUUGUUGUCACAUUAUCCCACUAAUAAAGCAGGAUAUCUGGGCUAUCACUUCAAAGUACACCUAGACCAGGGGUACAUGAGUGGCGGGGCUGGCUAUGUCAUUAACAGACAAGCCCUGAAACAGGUGGUGGAGCAAGGGUUCCAACAUAACAGUUGCCUUGAGGAUGGUGGAGACGAGGAUGUAGAAAUCGGCAGAUGUCUUCAAUCUUCCAACGUGCAAGUGUUCAGUUCACUGGAUAAGUAUGAUAGAGAGACUUUCCAUACAGACAAACCUUGGCAGCAUGUAUGGGGAAUACCACCAGGAUAUCUCAACUUGUACUCCAAAAAUGGAGUGAGAAAGGGAGCCGAUUGCUGCAGCCAGUUCACAGUUUCCUAUCAUCAUGUUGAUGCAGCUACUAUGGCAUUCAUGGAGCACAUGCUUUACCGGACAAGUGUAUAUGGACGACACGGACUCACAAAUGCUACCGACAUCUUUCCACCACGAUAUCAUCGCGGCAGUCAGGGAUAAGUAGCAGUAUAAUGUUAUGUGAUCAGCAGGACUGGUUGUUAGGUUGUGUUCUGAGGAAAUCACUUGACACACAUAUCAGGUUUAUCAAACAGCAUACAUAUAUUUAUAUAUAUGUAGAUUUCUCACCUUUUUGCUUUUAGCCACGGGGGAUAGG
This is a messenger RNA of Pecten maximus, 1297 nucleotides long. Its product is annotated as glycoprotein-N-acetylgalactosamine 3-beta-galactosyltransferase 1-like. The record is from RefSeq and is a predicted model, not a curated record. Gene Ontology annotation, cellular component: membrane. Lineage: Eukaryota; Metazoa; Mollusca; Bivalvia; Pectinida; Pectinidae. Gene Ontology annotation, molecular function: N-acetylgalactosaminide beta-1,3-galactosyltransferase activity.